Saprolegnia parasitica CBS 223.65 is the source of this 1032-nucleotide messenger RNA. RefSeq lists its product as hypothetical. NCBI's taxonomy places the organism in Eukaryota, Oomycota, Saprolegniomycetes, Saprolegniales, Saprolegniaceae. The record is from RefSeq and is a predicted model, not a curated record. The coding region runs from base 1 to 1032 and encodes 343 amino acids. The transcript has 2 exons.
AUGGUCUUCGUCAUUUCGUCUCUCCUAACGGUCAAGCGGCAGAUCGAACGCGCCGUAUACCCACUCUCCAAACGGCUUCAGUUCGAGCCGCUCGUCGGCCACGUCACCGUCCGGAAACUCGAUGACGCGAUGGCCGAGUUCCAGCGCCGCGUGGAUGCUGGGGAGGACGAUGUCGAGGUGCUGUUCGCCAAGCACAUUCCCAUGGCCAGCUGGGUGCGCCGCAACGACGCCGUGAGCUGGUCGAGAGUCGUCGACGCGCGCUACUCGGGCAGCGACGACGACCCGGCGGCAACCGUCGACCUCUACGUCACGACAAACCUCAGUGAGGAGCACGAGAAAGCUGUCCACGUCAUCAUUGCCGACUUUGUCAACUACGCCCGAGCCAGCGACUACUGCUUGGAGUCUGGGGGUGGUCAAACCCCACGUGGUCGCGAUCCUGUCCCUGGAGAGCCUCUCUCGGUAAUCCCCGACGCUUGGCUGCAACCAGUCGUGCGAACUGGACCGGGUCAACCCGAUCCCUGCGUCAUUGCCGAAGUCGAGGUCAGCCACCGGUCCCUCCUCCCCGCUCAGACCCACUGCCGAGACUACUUUGACUUGAUCCGAGGGCUCAACGCCGUCGUGCUCGUCAAGUUCUUUCCCCCUCGCCGCAACGGCACGUCGGCUUGCGUCGCGAUCCUGUACCGCCGAGGCGACGACGACAGUAUCAUCGUCGACGACGUUGUCAGCUGCGGCAGCGCUUCGCUGGCUACAACUUCGAGAAAUGCCUUGGAGGCGCCUCACGACGGAGCCGGCAUCCGUGAGCUGCCACUCGCUCCGCAUUCGACGGCGCGGCGCAGCCCAUGGGGCGACGAGGUCAACCCGUACAUUACGAUCCAAGCAGCUCACAUCUACGCAAACGUUCCAGACAAGAACCAGGCGCCGCUGGUACGGGGCGGCCUGCGUCCGUUUGUAGACAGCACCGACAAGCACGACCUCCGUAUUUCGCUCUGGGAAGUGUUUUGCGCAGGCCGUAAAAUGGACAUCUUCGACUAG